Messenger RNA from Ictidomys tridecemlineatus (thirteen-lined ground squirrel), 1580 nucleotides. NCBI's taxonomy places the organism in Eukaryota, Metazoa, Chordata, Mammalia, Rodentia, Sciuridae. The record is from RefSeq and is a predicted model, not a curated record.
UUUGCCUAAUUAUAUUAGUUUAUAAAAUGUUGAUUUUUUUUAAAAUAGAUUCUAAAGGAAGACUUCCAUUUGGUAAUUUGUUUAAUCAGUGCAAGUGAAAUUAAGGAACAAUGGAUGUAGAAAAUGAGCAGAUACUGAAUGUAAAUCCCACAGAUCCUGAUAAUUUAAGUGACUCACUCUUUUCUGGUGAUGAAGAAAAUGCUGGUACUGAGGAAAUAAAGAAUGAAAUAAAUGGAAAUUGGAUUUCAGCAUCCUCCAUUAAUGAAGCUAGAAUUAAUGCCAAAGCAAAGAGAAGGCUACGUAAAAACUCAUCCCGGGACUCUGGCAGAGGUGAUUCCGUCAGUGAUAACGGAAGUGAAGCCCUUAGGGGUGGAGUAACUGUGCCAACCAGUCCAAAGGGAAGGUUGCUGGAUAGACGAUCUAGAUCUGGGAAAGGAAGAGGACUACCAAAGAAAGGUGGUGCAGGAGGCAAAGGUGUCUGGGGUACACCUGGACAGGUAUAUGAUGUGGAGGAGGUGGAUGUGAAAGAUCCUAACUAUGAUGAUGACCAGGAGAACUGUGUUUAUGAAACUGUAGUUUUGCCUUUGGAUGAAAGGGCAUUUGAGAAGACAUUAACACCAAUUAUACAGGAAUACUUUGAGCAUGGAGAUACUAAUGAAGUUGCGGAAAUGCUAAAAGAUUUAAAUCUUGGUGAAAUGAAAAGUGGAGUACCAGUGUUGGCAGUGUCCUUAGCAUUGGAAGGGAAAGCUAGUCAUAGAGAAAUGACAUCUAAACUUCUUUCUGACCUUUGUGGGACAGUAAUGAGCACAAAUGAUGUGGAAAAAUCAUUUGAUAAAUUAUUGAAAGAUCUACCUGAAUUAGCAUUGGAUACUCCUAGAGCACCACAGUUGGUGGGCCAGUUUAUUGCUAGAGCUGUUGGAGAUGGAAUUUUAUGUAAUUCCUAUAUUGAUAGUUACAAAGGAACUGUAGAUUGUGUACAGGCUAGAGCUGCUCUUGAUAAGGCUACUGUCCUCCUGAGUAUGUCUAAAGGUGGAAAACGUAAAGACAGUGUGUGGGGCUCUGGAGGCGGGCAGCAACCUGUCAAUCACCUUGUUAAAGAGAUUGAUAUGCUGCUGAAAGAGUAUUUACUCUCUGGAGACAUAUCUGAAGCUGAACAUUGCCUUAAGGAACUGGAAGUACCUCAUUUUCACCAUGAGCUUGUAUAUGAAGCUAUUGUUAUGGUUUUAGAGUCAACUGGAGAAAGUGCAUUCAAGAUGAUUUUGGAUUUAUUAAAAUCUCUUUGGAAGUCUUCUACCAUCACUGUAGACCAAAUGAAAAGAGGUUAUGAAAGAAUUUAUAAUGAAAUUCCGGACAUUAACCUGGAUGUCCCACAUUCAUACUCUGUGCUUGAGAGAUUUGUAGAAGAAUGUUUUCAGGCAGGAAUUAUUUCCAAACAACUAAGAGAUCUUUGUCCUUCAAGGGGCAGAAAGCGUUUUGUAAGCGAAGGAGAUGGAGGUCGCCUUAAACCAGAGAGCUACUGAAUAUAAGAACAUAUAAGAACUCUUGCAGUCUUAGAUGUUAUAAAAAAAUAUGUAUCUGAA